Lynx canadensis (Canada lynx) is the source of this 2267-nucleotide messenger RNA. It is a transcript of the gene HOXB2, whose product is annotated as homeobox B2. The record is from RefSeq and is a predicted model, not a curated record. Gene Ontology annotation, molecular function: DNA-binding transcription factor activity, RNA polymerase II-specific; DNA binding. NCBI's taxonomy places the organism in Eukaryota, Metazoa, Chordata, Mammalia, Carnivora, Felidae. Bases 230 to 1270 code for a protein of 346 amino acids. Gene Ontology annotation, biological process: regulation of DNA-templated transcription. The transcript is spliced from 2 exons.
UUAAUAGAGAGAGUCCCCAUACGCUUGUAUUUAUCAGCAAUAUACAAUUAUAAAGGCCCAAAAUAAAAAUAAAAAACAAAAACAAAAACAGAGAGAGAGAAAGAGCGAAAUCUCCCCCUCCCAAAAUCGCUCCAUCACAUAAACCUGGGGGGGGCAGGAGGGGGGGUCCCUUCCGAUCCUCCCUCCUGACGCCCCCCCCAGCAGGCCCCCUCCCCCACCAUUGAAAGCCAUGAAUUUUGAAUUUGAGAGGGAGAUUGGGUUUAUAAACAGCCAGCCAUCGCUCGCCGAGUGUCUGACUUCCUUCCCCGCUGUCUUGGAGACAUUUCAAACUUCAUCAAUCAAGGAGUCGACAUUAAUUCCUCCUCCUCCUCCUUUCGAGCAAACCUUCCCCAGCCUCCAGCCCGGCGCCUCCACCCUUCAGAGACCCAGGAGCCAAAAGCGAGGCGAAGAUGGGCCCGCUCUGCCGCCGCCGCCGCCGCUCCCCGCCGCCCCCUUGGUCCCCGAGUUCCCCUGGAUGAAAGAGAAGAAAUCCGCCAAGAAACCCAGCCAAUCCGCCUCGUCUCCUCCAGCCGCCUCCUCCGUUUCGGCCUCCGGGGUCGGAUCGCCAGCAGAUGGUCCGGGACUGCCGGAGGCCGCCGGCAGCGGGGCGCGCAGGCUGCGCACUGCUUACACCAACACGCAACUGCUGGAGUUGGAGAAGGAAUUCCACUUUAACAAGUACUUGUGCCGGCCGCGCCGCGUGGAGAUCGCGGCCUUGCUGGACCUCACCGAGAGGCAAGUCAAGGUGUGGUUCCAGAACCGGCGCAUGAAGCACAAGCGGCAGACGCAGCACCGCGAGCCGCCCGACGGGGAGCCGGCCUGCCCAGGCGCCCUGGAGGACGCCGGCGAGCCAGCCGACGAGCCCGCGGCCAGCCCUCGCCGCCCCUCCGCCUCCCGGCCGGCGCGGGAAGCCUGCUGUCACCCGCCCGAGGUCGCGCCGGCCCUCCCGGGCGCCCCGGGCCCCCAGCCUUUGACCGCUCACGUGGGGGGUAGUUUGCGCGCGGCCGCCAGGCUGGAGCCCGAGCCGUUGCCCGAAGACGCCUUCCCCGAGCGGCAGGAUUCGCCUUUCCUGCCCGAUCUCAACUUCUUCGCGGCCGACUCCUGUGUCCAGCUGUCCGGAGGCCUGUCCCCCAGCCUGCAGGGCUCGCUCGACAGCCCGGUUCCCUUUUCCGAAGAAGAGCUGGAUUUCUUCACCAGCACCCUCUGUGCCAUCGACCUGCAGUUCCCCUAACCUGUUUCCUCCUCCCGGCCGCUUCGACCCCCGUCCCCUCGUCCCGUCUGCUGGAAAACCCGAGGACCCCCCUCUCCCCCAAGUCGCUUAGACUUCUUUCUGUGUUUUGCUAAAAUUCAGGUAUUACUGAAUUCGUGUUUAAUCCAUUUCCUUUCGUUCCUCUCUAAAAUAUUGGGCACUCGGGUGUCUUUUUAAAACACACAGACAAAUUCCGUUCGGUAGACUCCUUCCAACGAAAUCUCAGGAAUAAUUAAACUCUUGGGGGGGGGGCUUUCUUAAAAAAGAACUAGAGGAACUUGUUUUCCUCUCUCUCUUUUUAAGUUUUAGACCCGUAGAUUAUUUAUUGAAAUUCUUUAAUAAUAGGAAAAGGGGAAAGUAUUUAUUGUACAUUAUUUUCAUAGAUUAAAUAAAUGUCUUUAUAAUACGAAAACGAGUGUUUGUGUUGGAACCCCAGCCCCUUGCCCCGCACCUCCCUAGGCCCGCCCUCAUUCCCUCGGGACCCGCGCGAGGCUGCCCGACCCCGCGUCGGCUAAGUCCGGGUGGUACAAAAGCGACCCUACUUGGCCACCGCUUCUCGACCCGCAGCUCGAGAGGAGUGGGGAGUUUGCUGGAAUUAUGUCACCUGCACACCCUCCAACAGAUGGCCUUGGGUCCCGCGUCGGUGUUCCGGGGCUCUGCUUAGAGAUCUAGGUGGGCGGGUGGAGGGAGAGGAGGCCUCGGGGACGCGACCGGGGGUCGUAGCAGGGGGCGCAGAGGUUUAGCCGGAGCGGGAGGGCUCCUAGGGUUCCCCAAGCUUCUGGCUUCAGUGCCCCCAAGCCGGGUGGAAAGGCUUUUUCGGGAACACAAGAAGCCUGGGGACGCGAGGCCAGGGGUCGUGGGCCGAGUGGCGUGGGGGUUGGGGGGUGUUCUCGGGAAGCAGGUUUCCAAACGGGUCAGGAAGGAGGCUCGCGGAAAAAUGGAGCGAGGCCCGGACCCCAGUGCUCCUCGGUGCCCGCAG